CAUGAUAUAGAUAUAAAAAAAAUCUUAUCAAUACUAAUAAUAGUAGUAAUAAAAUAAAAUAAAAAAAAAAUACGUGUGUUAAAUAAUCAGUGAGUCACUUUGGCGACUAGUGUUACCCAACGGAUUUUAUUUAAAGUGGAGAACAAAAAAUCCAUCAACCUGGAGCCGACUUGUCAGAAACGGUAUUUAAAAUUACCAAUUUAAAUUUUUAAAAAAUAAAAAGUAGUAAUUGUAGUUAGUGAAUGAGUGAUUGAGAAAAUUAAUGUAAACAAUAAGUAAAUUUAAACGAGUUGUCUGACAGGUUAUUGACAAAUGUGCAAUUAUAAUAAACUUUAACACUGUACAUGACUUGACGGAAAUGUGAGGCUGAUGGAAAGGAGGCAAAGGCUGAACUGGCGGUGCAACGCAAUAUGUUUCCUAGCGCACAAAUUAAAAUGAGUAUAUUUGUCAGAUUGCUGUCGCCAAGCAGUUCGCCAGCAACGUCGCCCACGAUGUCUAAUUCAUCGUCACCGACACCACCAACACCAGUAGCACCAGCAUACAAUACUAAAAUGCCAGGUAUACCCUGUGUUGCAGCAGCAUCCAGAUACACAGCACCAGUUCACAUCGACGUCGGCGGAACCAUAUACACAUCAUCGUUGGAAACGCUUACAAAGUAUCCUGAAUCGAGACUCGCAAAGUUAUUUAACGGUAGCAUUCCCAUUAUGCUUGAUUCUUUAAAACAACAUUACUUCAUUGACCGUGAUGGAGGCAUGUUUCGACAUAUACUUAAUUUUAUGAGAAAUUCACGGUUACUUAUACCUGAAAAUUUUGCUGACUUGGAUUUACUUCUCGAGGAGGCGCGAUACUUUGAUAUUGCGCCAAUGUGCCGACAGAUAGAACAAUUAAAAAAAGAACGUAUAAAAAAUGGCACAACAAUCCAGUCAUCAAGUCCACUGUCAACAUUAAUAGGAAGAGAUGGCAGAGUAACACCGCCAAGUAGAGAUACUGAUAAAAGAUCAACGCCGUCUUUUGAAUGUCUGGCUCUGCACGUGAGCCCAGACCUAGGAGAGCGCGUGAUGCUGUCAGGUGGACGGGCGCUGGUGGAUGAAGUCUUUCCGGAGACAACCCAGGCAGUAAUUGAUGCACGUUCUGGUGUCGCAUGGCAUCAACAAGACACACGUCACGUCAUACGUUUUCCUCUCAAUGGCUACUGCAAACUCAACUCCGUUCAGGCAAUCACGAGGCUGCUCAACGCGGGUUUCAGAGUGGUCGCGAGCAACGGCGGCGGUGUCGAGAGCCAGCAGUUCUCCGAGUAUUUAUUUGUACGACAAGGCAUCAACACUUGACAGCCUACGUCUCUGUUAAAUAUUGUCGAUAAAUCUCAUAAUUGAGCUGAAAAUCUUAAGAAAUUGUUAAAUUAUUAUAAAACAUCCAGCUCGACUAAUCUUUUUCCUCAUCUCUUUUUAUCUCUAUUUGUUACGUUAUACUUAACAUGUACCUAAUGUAUUUAUAUACUAUUAUAAUUAUAUGUAAAUAUUAUUAAUUAAAUGACAUUUAAAACUUUGAUGUAUGGCAACACAAAGUGUUAGCUUUGAUGUUUUUUGGGUAAC
Messenger RNA from Microplitis demolitor, 1592 nucleotides. RefSeq names its product BTB/POZ domain-containing protein Tiwaz (gene twz). Bases 411 to 1328 code for a protein of 305 amino acids. The transcript has 5 exons. Gene Ontology annotation, molecular function: protein binding. Lineage: Eukaryota; Metazoa; Arthropoda; Insecta; Hymenoptera; Braconidae. Gene Ontology annotation, biological process: protein homooligomerization. The record is from RefSeq and is a predicted model, not a curated record.